CCCUAGGCACCCAAUGCCUUUUGCUGCUAAAAACAUGUUUUAUGAUGAACGUUGGAAAGAGAAGCAGCAACGAGGUUUCACAUGGUGGUUAAAUUUUGUACUUACCCCUGAUGACUUCAGUGUAAAAACAAACACCUUACAAGUAAAUGCAGCUGCUCUUAUCUUGGGAGAAGAGAACCAUCAUAAAACCAGUGUUCCUAAAGCACCAACAAAAGAUGAAGUGUCUCUAAAAGCUUACACAGCUCAUCGUAAGCUGAAUAAGUUACGACGUGAUGCUUGCCGUUUGUUUACAUCUGAAACAAUGGUUAAAGCUAUUAAGAAGCUAGAAGUUGAGAUCGAAAGUCGACGUUUGCUAGUUCGUAGAGACAGACACCUCUGGAAAGAUGUUGGAGAGAGGCAGAAAGUCCUUAACUGGCUUUUAUCUUACAACCCUUUGUGGCUACGUAUAGGCCUGGAGACUGUUUAUGGAGAACUGAUAGCUUUGGAGAGUAAUAGUGAUGUUAUGGGUUUAGCAAUAUUUAUCCUUAAUCGCUUGCUUUGGAACCCUGACAUUGCAGCUGAAUACAGACAUCCCACUGUGCCUCACCUUUACCGAGAAGGUCAUGAAGAAGCUUUGUCAAAAUUCACACUGAAAAAAUUGCUGUUGCUAGUUUGCUUUCUGGAUUGUGCCAAACGGUCCAGAAUCAUUGACCAUGACCCUUGCCUCUUCUGUAAGGAUUCAGAGUUCAAG
Messenger RNA from Egretta garzetta (little egret), 730 nucleotides. RefSeq names its product abnormal spindle-like microcephaly-associated protein homolog. The transcript is spliced from 5 exons. Gene Ontology annotation, cellular component: spindle pole. The record is from RefSeq and is a predicted model, not a curated record. The annotation marks the transcript as partial. Lineage: Eukaryota; Metazoa; Chordata; Aves; Pelecaniformes; Ardeidae. Gene Ontology annotation, biological process: establishment of meiotic spindle localization; mitotic cell cycle; spindle organization.